Messenger RNA from Thermothelomyces thermophilus ATCC 42464, 639 nucleotides. RefSeq lists its product as uncharacterized. Lineage: Eukaryota; Fungi; Ascomycota; Sordariomycetes; Sordariales; Chaetomiaceae. Bases 1 to 435 code for a protein of 144 amino acids. The record is from RefSeq and is a predicted model, not a curated record. The transcript has 3 exons. Gene Ontology annotation, cellular component: cytoplasm.
AUGGCCGACUCCAGAAACCGCGAGCGCGGCCUCAGGGCCGCCCUCAACAACCCCCGAGUGUCCGAGGAAGCCAAGCAGCACGACCGCGAGCUCCUAGAGAGCGAGUUUGGUGAGCACAUCGAGCCCUCCUCGACCGGGCCGCCCUCGCACCCGCACGCGGCUCCCGCUCACCACGAGGGCGGCCCGCCGUCGUCGACGGGGACCGACAAAGGCCACCCCGCCAGCGGGAGGAAGCCAAGGAGGGCCUCGAUCGGGGAACCCGGCGGCGGCGACACGGGCGGCGACACCAGCGGCCUGCAGCAGAUGGUCGACGACAAAGAAAGGGGAAACGUGAUCCGCGGGCUAAAGGCUGCGCUCAAGAACCCGCAUGUCUCGGAAAAGGCCAAAGAGGCGGAUCGGGAGAAGCUGAGGGCCUUGGGAGAAACGGUCGAGUAGUGUGGUUGGGUAUUUCUGGGUAUAAUUACGUGACUUGUCUGCCUGGUCAUAAUGUCCCGUGUAAAUAUGCCCAGUUUGUGCGAGAAUAACUGUAUUGCGUCAAAGCUGGGGGGUUAGUUUUUGGUAUAUUAUUUGUAUUUACAUAUUUUUUUUCUUUUUGUCAUACUACUAGUCCAUACUGUAAUCAAACUCAGUCUGUACCAC